ACUCAGCUACAUCCAAGGUAUUAGCAACAAGAAAACCCGCUUCAUUUUGACUCGUUUUCAAAGCAGCCAUCAGUUUUUGCUUCCCAGCUCCUUACUCUCGUUUUUUUUCCUUAUAAACAAAACAAAGCUCAAUUCAUCAACUGAAGGUAGCAAUAACCACAAAAAAACUUGGUUUAUUAGCUAGAAGGAAACAGCGCUGAAGUUAUUUGUUUGAUUUAUUGCUCGUACUGUUCAUUGAAUAGCUUUUUCACAAGAAAAAUAACGCUUGUUUUGGUUUUACCUCAUCAAAUAUUGAACGCGUAUUAUAGCUAAAAGUUUUUGUCUCACACAACCGCUCAAACAGCUCAUAAUAAAACUUUGGGAAAUAUUCGUCGAAUUAUAAUUUGGAAAGGUGCUGCACAUUCUUCCUUUAUUUCUACCUUGACACACUCAUUCAUUGACGUUUUUUUCACAAUUCUCAUCACAAUAUGUCCACAAGAAAUUUAACUGAUCGUUCUCCAAUAGUUGGUAACAGCUCAGAGUCUUCAGAUUCAGAACCAAAGAAUCCUUUUAUACAGGAUGAAUUAAACUCUCUUGAUGAUUCAAAUAGCAGUGAUGAUUCCAGAGCUAACUUGAACCGUUCAAAAGUUUCAAAACCUUAUAUUGAUUAUUCAGGGUAUUACAGUCAACAAGGUUCAUCUUCAAAUUCAUUAAAUCCACAAAAUAACAAUUCAUAUUCUUCAUCCAAUAUUUCAGGUUUGGGUCAACAACGUCAUUUAUCUGUUAACAACGAUGUCUAUUCCCCUCCUGAAUAUGAUAGAUAUCCAACUUUAGCUGGUUCAAGAGUUGGUUCAAUGGCUACUUCGUUAAAUUCUACAACAAAUUUACAAGAUCAUCACAAAAAGAACUCUAUGAUUUCUGAAAAUUCUUCAAACUCUGAUGGAUCUUCAAACCCAUUUUUGGUUGAUGCUGACUUUAGUCCUUUUGGUGGUUAUCCAGCAUCAUCUUUCCCAUUACAUAUUGAUGAAAAAGAACCAGAUGAUUAUAUACAUAACCCUGAUCCUAUUGCUGAUGCGUACCUAGAUAAACAUAGAUUCUUGAAUGAUUUCAAACACAUGGAUAAAAGAUCAGCUGGUGGUUUGAUUGGUUUAUUAGCUUUAUUUUUAGGUGCUAUUGCACUUUUCGUCGUUUUACCAGCUUUGACAUAUUCAGGUGUUGUUGACCAUGGUGAAGGUGAUGUCCGUGAAAUUUUAACUUUCUACUCUUAUCCAACGUUAGGUGCUAUCAGAACUAGUUUAGUUGAUCCUGAUACUCCAAAGGACGCUUAUGAAAAAACAUCCAAAUCCGGUGAUACAUGGCAAUUGGUGUUUUCAGAUGAAUUCAAUGCAGAAGGUCGUACUUUCUAUCCAGGUGAUAGUCAAUUUUGGACUGCACCAGAUAUUCAUUAUGAUGCUACAAAAGAUUUAGAAUGGUAUGAUCCAGAUGCUUCAACUACCAAAAAUGGUACAUUGCAAUUAAGAAUGGAUGUUUUCAAAAACCACGAUUUGUUUUACAGAUCAGGUAUGCUUCAGUCUUGGAACCAAAUGUGUUUUAGUCAAGGUCAUAUUGAAGUCUCAUCAAAAUUGCCAAAUUUUGGUAAUGUUUCUGGUUUAUGGCCUGGUCUUUGGACAUUAGGUAACUUGGGUAGACCAGGUUAUUUGGCUUCCACCGAAGCUGUUUGGCCAUAUAGUUAUGAAUCUUGUGAUGCUGGUAUCACUGCUAAUCAAUCCUCUGAGGAUGGUAUCAGUUAUUUGAAAGGACAAAAAUUGAGUGCUUGUGUAUGUGAUGGUGAAGAUCAUCCAAACCCAGGUGUUGGUAGAGGUGCCCCAGAAAUUGAUAUUCUUGAAGGUGAAGUUGAUACUACAUUGAAGGUUGGUGUUGCUUCUCAAUCUUACCAAGUUGCUCCUUAUGAUAUCUGGUAUAUUCCAGAUUAUGAUUUUGUUGAAAUUCAUAAUUCUUCAACCACUGUCAUGAAUACAUAUUGUGGUGGUCCGUUCCAACAAGCCAUUUCAGCUGUUACUACUUUGAACACUUCAUGGUACGAAUUUGGUGAUACAGAUGGACAUCACUUCCAAAAAUACGGUUAUGAAUUUAUGAGUGAUAACGAUGAUGGUUAUAUUAGAUGGUUUGUUGGUGAUAAUCCAACAAUGACUUUGAAUGCUGCUGCCUUACAUCCAAAUGGUAAUAUUGACUGGAGACGUAUUCCAAAAGAACCAAUGUCUAUCAUUUUGAACUUGGGUAUUUCAAAUAAUUGGGCUUAUAUCGAUUGGCCAUCAAUCAUGUUCCCUGUUACCCAUUCGAUUGAUUAUGUCCGUGUUUAUCAACCACCAAAUGCCAUUUCUAUUACUUGUGACCCACCUGAAUAUCCAACAUAUGACUAUAUUCAAAACCAUUUGAAUGCUUAUCAAAAUCCAAACUUGACCUCUUGGGCUGAUGCUGGUUACUCUUUCCCAAAGAAUGCACUAUUGAAUAACUGUAAGAGUAGCAAUUACAAGGGUACUGUUGGUCAAGCAAGCAAUUAAGUGAAUUAACAUCAUUGUU
Messenger RNA from Hansenula anomala, 2559 nucleotides. It is a transcript of the gene KRE6, whose product is annotated as beta-glucan synthesis-associated protein KRE6. Gene Ontology annotation, cellular component: endoplasmic reticulum membrane; plasma membrane. Gene Ontology annotation, biological process: (1->6)-beta-D-glucan biosynthetic process; fungal-type cell wall organization. Lineage: Eukaryota; Fungi; Ascomycota; Saccharomycetes; Phaffomycetales; Wickerhamomycetaceae. The coding region runs from base 468 to 2540 and encodes 690 amino acids. Gene Ontology annotation, molecular function: glucosidase activity. The record is from RefSeq and is a predicted model, not a curated record. The transcript has a single exon.